AUGAAUAAUAAUAAUAAUAAUAAUAAUAAUAAUAAUAAUAAUAAUAAUAAUAAUAAUAAUAAUAAUAAUAAUAAUAAUAAUGAAGAAAUUAAAUUUAAUUUAAAUAUAAAUGAAGAAAAAGAUGAUGAGAUUAAAGAUUUAUAUAAAGUUAUUGAAUCAUUAAAAAAAGAAUUAUUUGAAAAAUAUAAAGAAAAUUUAUUAUUAAAAGAGAAUUUAGACCAGGAAAUAGAAUUUAAUAAAGUAUUAAAAUUUGGAAUGUUUGAAAAAAAUAAAGAAUUUGAAAUAUUAGCUACUCAAUUAGGAAUUUUAAAAUCUAAAUAUGGAAAUAAAAAAUGUGAUAUUGAAGUUAUAAUCAUUAGUAGUGAUGAUGAAGAUGAUGAUAAUAAAAAUAAAAACCAAUUAAAAGAUAUAACCACUACCACUACCUCCUCCACCACCACCACCACUACUACUACCUCUACCACCACUACUAAUAAUAGCUCUUCUGAAAAUAAUUUCGAUGAUCAAAAUAAAGAAGAAGUUGUUUUUUGUAAACCUUAUAACCAAAGUGAUAAUGAUGAAGAUUCUAAAAAUAAUUCAAAAGAUUUAGGUUAUAAUGAAAAUAAUAUUGGUGGUGAUGCAACAGUAGGAGAAUAUAACUCUUAUGUUGUUAAAAAAGAAAUGUAA
This is a messenger RNA of Dictyostelium discoideum AX4, 666 nucleotides long. RefSeq lists its product as hypothetical. The transcript has a single exon. The record is from RefSeq and is a predicted model, not a curated record. NCBI's taxonomy places the organism in Eukaryota, Evosea, Eumycetozoa, Dictyosteliales, Dictyosteliaceae. Bases 1 to 666 code for a protein of 221 amino acids.